Molecule: messenger RNA, 4483 nt
Organism: Phascolarctos cinereus (koala)
Lineage: Eukaryota; Metazoa; Chordata; Mammalia; Diprotodontia; Phascolarctidae
Product: integrator complex subunit 6-like
Biological process (GO): snRNA 3'-end processing
Cellular component (GO): integrator complex
Source: RefSeq, a predicted model, not a curated record
CGUAAGAAGUUGGGCUGCUUGCAGUCGGGAGGCAGCGCUCCCGAGAGCAGUCGGAGCACUGCGAAGCAGCGCUUGCUGAGACUGCUGAAGGGGGAGUGGCGGCGGCCGAGAGGACGACGGAGAGCGGAGAGGAGAGAGAAGGGGGUGCCGGCAGCCGGGAGAGAGGGAUCGCAGGGUGAAGGCGGCUGGGGGAACGUGGACGGUGCGGUGAGGAGAAGCUCAGGAUAGACCUGGUCUCUCUGUCCUGUCCCGUGCCACGCGUGCCCCCUUCAGCCCAGGGAGCCCCUUCCCUGGUUCUGCACGUAGCCAGGCAGGCAGGGCUCCGGGGUCUCAGCAGCUAAGAUGCCGAUCCUGCUGUUCCUCCUAGACACGUCCGCUUCUAUGAACCAGCGCACCGGGCUGGGUACCACCUAUCUGGAUACAGCGAAGAACGCGGUGGAGAUUUUCCUGAAGCUCCGCUCACGGGACCCAGCCAGCCAUGGAGACAGGUACAUGCUGGUCACCUCCGAAGAGCCGCCCUACUGCAUCAAGGCUGGUUGGAAAGAGGACCAUGCCACAUUCAUGACUGAACUGAAAAACCUUCAUGCUUCUGGACUGACUACUCUUGGCCAGGCUCUGAAAUCUGCAUUCGAUUUGUUAAAUCUGAAUAGAUUGGUGUCUGGAAUAGACAAUUAUGGACAGGGGAGGAAUCCAUGUUUUCUGGAACCAGCUCUUUUAAUUGCCAUCACAGAUGGAAAUAAGUUGACAAAUAUGAGUAGUGUCCAAGAGGAGCUUCAUCUCCCUUUGACCUCUUCUCUGCCUGGAAGUGAGCUAACCAAAGAACCUUUCCGCUGGGACCAGAGGUUAUUUGCCCUGGUGCUGCGUAUACCUGGGACGUUGUCAUCUGAGCCAGAGACACUAGGGAGCGUACCAGUGGAUGAAUCUGUUAUUACACAAAUGUGUGAAGUUACAGGAGGCCGUUCCUAUUGUAUUAGGACCCAAAAAAUGUUGAACCAGUGCUUAGAAUCUUUAGUUCAAAAAGUUCAAAGUGGUGUUGUUGUUUACUUUGAGAAAGCAGGACCACAGCCCACUUCUUCUGUCGACGGAAAAAAAGGAAAGGGAGGCGGACACCGAGAGGCUCACAAGUCAUCAAAGUCCUCUGGCCAUCAUCAUUCGUGGCACAGAUGUCGCAAGCUAAUUUAUGUGCGCCUGAACCCUAAAACUGGGGUUGCUGUUGGGCACUGGCCAAUCCCUGAAUCUUUUUGGCCUGACCAAAACUCACACACACUGCCUCCUCGGACAGCUCACCCUGUCAUUCGAUUCAUCUGUGUUGACCGUGAGCCCAUGAUCAUAGACAAACUGCCUUUUGACAAAUACGAACUUGAACCUUCGCACUUAACGCAGCACAUCUUGGCGCGCAAGUCACCUCUGACUUGUUGGCAGGUAUUUGUGGCUAACAGUGGGAAGCACAGCGAACUGGAGCACCCCUUUGGGUACCUAAAGGCAAGCAGUACCUUAACAUGUGUCAAUCUCUUUGUCCUGCCUUACAACUACCCUGUCUUGCUGCCACUUUUAGAUGAAUUGUUCAAGGUUCACAAGCUUAAUCCAAGCCCAAAGUGGCAGCAGGAGUUUGAUGAGUACAUAAAAUCCAUGCCUGCAUACUUCCUACCACCAUUAAAGAAAGCACUAAGGAUGAUGGGAGCUCCCAAUGUGCUAACAGAAAAUUUAGACUCUGGACUUAGUUACAGCAUCAUCUCUUACCUUAAGAAACUCACCCAGCAGAGCAAACUUGAGUCGGAGAGAAGGAAUGCAUUGGUGGGCAAGAAGCCUCCCUUUGAGGGUGGAAUCAAACUGAAAACUCUCGCUGCUGGCUACCCCAUUUCUGAUGCUAACUUAAAGCUCCACCCACAACCUACAACCUCAACUGAAGCUCGCGUUAGCCUGAUGGAGAUGAAUAGAAAACAACUCUCCGGCCUCGGGUUAUCACUCCCAAGCAAGGAUACAAAGCCUUACCUGUACAAGAAUCCUUUUGACAUUCCUCGGAACUGUCUUUUAGAGCAGCUAACUAGAAUGAGAGCCAGCCUGCUGAACACACACCCAAAUGUUGCUGGACAAAAUGAAGAUUCCUCUCACAGUAUUCCAAUUAUACAAAUGGGCAACUACAAGGAAUAUUUGAAGACUAUGCCUCCUCCACUUCGGGAGGUUGAUUCAGACCAAUCGAAAAAAGUUUAUACAUUUGGAAAUCCUUUCAAGCAGAAUAAGAAGGGGGUGAUUAUUGAUGAAGCUGAUGAGUUUGUGACAGGGCCUCCGCACAAAGUUAAGUGCUUGGGAGAAUGUCACUCUGUGGGAUCCCCGAAGAAAAGACGAAUCUUGUCCCCAUCCUCUCCAUCAAAGAAGUCACAAACUGCAACCACCAGUGGAAAGGAACUGCCAUCAGCCUCUUCAGUGGUGUCAUCUUCAGUUCACAAAAGACCCACCCUAUUAUGCAAAGAUGCGAGUGUAGGCCCAGAUGACAGCAAAGAAAGGUUGGAAGAUGAUCGUUUUCCAGCUAGUUCAUCAUCACAGUCAGCUGAAGCUAUGGAUGAAGCUAGCAUUCUGAGAAGUGAUUUGGAUUCUCUGCUCAACGAGUUGAAUAGCUUGAGUGGUCGGUUAGUCGGUACAGCUGCUGGUAACACAGUUGGUAGAGGAUCUGGAAAUUGCAGCGUCUCCCCAGAUGACCAAAAAGCAGCAGCAGCAGAGUCGACUUCCGCAUCUGGGUCCAGUUCAUCAAAUAACCCACAGGAGGAAACUGAAGCUAGUCUCAAAGUUCAAAUACUGAAGGAGGUGCGAAAGCCUGGAAGAAAUUAUGAAAAGAUCUUCACUCUGCUUGAAAAACUACACGGAUCUGUGGAAACCCAGAAACGUUUGAUUCUUGUUGCAAUCAAGGAGGCAGCAAGGUUUAAAAAAAGAGUUUUAAUUCAACGCCUUGAGACACUGUUAGAAGAAGUCCACUUCAACAACCUCCCAACCAAUACCUUUAGCGACGACCAAGAAGACACAAAAGUUGAAUUCCCAGAGUAACGUUUUAAGAAAUUACAAACUUGCUGCUCUCUUAUUUUAAUGAAUGGAUCCAGUGUAAACUUCUGCCUUUCCCUGUAAGGCAACUUUAUACCACAAGAAUCUGAGCACAGCUAUGAUAGCAUUUUAAUUUGCCAUCUCUUGACCAGCAGAAGCUGGAACAUGUAGCCAUAGCAAUCUCCUCAGAAGGAGUGGGGUGGCUUUUUUUUUUGCCUGUGAAGGAUGAUGAUUCUUUCAGAGGGCUGACAGUAAGCUGCAAAGCCUGAGUCCUGCCCCCUGCACAGACAGACCAUCUCCUUUCUUUGGAAAGAUGGCUUAGCCCACUCCUGGCCAACAUCUAUUCAAAAGUCAGUGGAAAUUGCCACAGCCCUAAUUUCACAAAUUGUUGUAUUUGUAAAAGUCUUACUUUGAUGUUGGUUGUUUUUACUUGUUUCUAUAUCUAUCUGUUCCUCUGCCCACCCCACCCCACCCCCACUCAGUGAGCCUUCCCUUAUGAGAAAAAACCAUUUAAGCAAAACCAACUGAGUGGGACAGUGUAUGCAACAUUCCACCACACCCAUAAUCCCUUAUUUCUCCAGUGGAAAGAGUAAAGUUUAGCUUAGCCAUGCCUUUUAAAUGAUGCAGGUUUCUGGGUAGACUGGACCAGAGAGUAAAUAAACCUGCUAAUUUGGUAUGAAUGAAAAAGAAAGGCAGCCCUGAGACUCUGCAUCCCUGGUCCUUUUUUCUAGCACUGGUUGCACCCCGUCUCAUACUCUGUGACACCUUGUUCCUCUGUAGUCCAGCCAUAGUGGCCUAUUUCCUAUUCCUCACACACAGUGUGCCAUUUCCCAUCUCAGUACCUUUGCACUGGCUGUUCUCCCUGCCUGAAAUGUUCUUCCUUUUUACCUUCCCUUCUUCGAAAUUCAAGAUACAGCUCAAAUGCAGCCGCAUUCAGGAGACCUUUCCCAGCCCCAGCUCUACCACCCAGCUGCCAGUGUCUUCACUGCUCAGGUUAUCUUGUACCUAUUCUAUAUGGAUCUUGUGUAUGCCUAUAUAUGUACACUUUGUCUCACCCAUUAGAAUGUAAGCUCUUUGAGGACAGAGCCUAUUUUCCCUUUCUCUUUGUAUCCCCAGUGCUUAGAAGAGUGUCUAGCACACAUAUGCUUAAUAAAUGUUUCUUGAUCAAUUGCUCCUGCCAGCCCCUUGAACAAUCUCUCUCAGACUCUCGCUUUGUUUACAGAUUUUGUGAAAAUGCAUUUGAAAUUUCCCAGAUCCCUGACCUCAGCUUUGUUUUCAUCCUUUGAGGAUGGUACUUCUCAAGGCAGACUUGUAUUCACUGUGCUUUGUAAAUGCUAAAAGUUUUUCAUGUUCUACAAAGAGUUAUUUUUGAGCAGUACUGUUAAAGUCAUUAAUUCUGUGAUAAUUGUAUCUGUUUACAAAUAAACUUUGGACUCUUAAAAUAAAUCAU